AUGGCAGUGAUGGCAGCCCUGUCGACAGUGCUGUCAGGACUCGAGGCAGAGGCCAAGUGCUCCAUCUGUCUCGAUUACCUGAGAGACCCCGUCACCAUCGAAUGUGGGCACAACUUCUGUCACUUCUGCAUCAGACAGUCCUGGGAGAAUCUACAGUACAGUUUCCCUUGCCCUGUCUGUCGUCACCAAUGCCAAGAGGGGACCUUCAGGAGCAACACCCAGCUGGGAAGGAUGACUGACAUCGCCAGGCUACUCCACAUCACCCGGAGCAAGAGGAAGAGGGAGGAAGAUUUGUCCCUGUGCGAGAAGCACAACCAGGUCCUGACGCUUUUCUGCGAGGAGGACCUAGAGGUGUUGUGUCCCCUGUGCACUCAGCCCCCUGACCACCAGGGCCACCACGUGAGACCCCUCGAGGAGGCCGCCUCUCAUCACAGGAAAAGGCUCCGCAGCUACAUGGAGCCCCUGAAGAAGCAAGUGGCGGACGUUCAGAAACUACUGGCCGCCCAAGACAGAGAACUAUUAGAACUGAGAGAGAAGGUGGAAAACCAGGCACAGAAAUUGUCCUGCGAAUUUGAGCACCUGACUCAGUUUCUAGAACAUGAUCAACGGGCAGUUUUCUCAAGGUUAGCUGAGGAUGAGAAGGACAUUCAACAGAAACUCAGUGCAAACAGAACAGCAUUUUCAGACCACAUUGCCACUGUCAAAGGUCUGCUAACGGAGGUGGCCGAGAAGAGUGUGAUGUCGGAAGUGAAGCUGCUGAGGGACAUCAGGAGCAUCGUGGGCAGGUGUGAAGGCCUGAAACCUCCAGCACUCUAUUCCUUCCAGCUAAAGAGAGAAGCGUGCUGUCUGCCUCCACAGAGUGCGGCUCUUCGAAAGAUUAUGCAGAGGUUUAGAGAAGAGGUGACUCUAGACCCCGAGACAGCACACCCUAAUCUGCUUGUCUCCGAGGAUAAGAAGUGUGUGACAUUCGUGAAGAAAAAGCAAAGAGUUCAUCGGAAUCCGAGGAGAUUUACAGUGUCUCCAGUCGUCCUGGGUUCUGAGGGAUUUGAUUCCGGCCGGCAUUACUGGGAGGUCCGAGUGGAGGACAAGCCUAAAUGGGCCGUGGGGGUCUGUAAAGACUCCCUUUCCAGGAAGGGAAAGCGGCCCCCAUCGGGACGGAACAGACGCUGGACAGUGCAGCUGCGGAACGGUGACUAUGUGGCUCAAGGUGCGGUUCCAGUCCCUCUGCUGCUGAUGGAAAAGCCCAGAGGGAUUGGUGUUUAUCUGGACUAUGAGCUGGGCCAGAUUUCCUUCUACAAUUUGAACGACAGGUCUCACAUCCAUUCCUUCACUGAUACAUUUUCUGAAGUUCUGAAGCCUUAUUUCUGUGUGGGACGUGAUUCAAAACCUCUUACCAUCUGUGCAGUAACAGGCUGUGAAGGAUGA
Messenger RNA from Galeopterus variegatus (Sunda flying lemur), 1425 nucleotides. RefSeq names its product putative tripartite motif-containing protein 75. The record is from RefSeq and is a predicted model, not a curated record. Gene Ontology annotation, molecular function: protein binding; zinc ion binding. The transcript has 2 exons. Bases 1 to 1425 code for a protein of 474 amino acids. Lineage: Eukaryota; Metazoa; Chordata; Mammalia; Dermoptera; Cynocephalidae.